AUGGACUUGUCUCGAGUGGCCGACGAUUUGGGAAAAAUCCGCUUUCAAUUCAAAUGCUUUCAUAAACCUGUGUUUAGUUGGAAAGGCUCAUAUUUUGUGUGUCGAGUGAAGGCCGAGCGCAGCCUAUCCUUCGACCACGGGUUGGAGGGCUCGAUAGCCGAGGACUGCUAUUUCGCGGUCAACGCCUACCGGUGCGGCCAUACGUUUGACUGGAUUGAGGGCCAGAUGUGGGAAGAGUCGCCGUUCACUGUCAGCGACUUCAUUGAGCAAAGGAAACGCUGGAUGCAAGGCAUACAUCUGGUGGUGCACUCGCCUAACCUGCCCCUGAGGUACAAACUGUUUGUGGCCAUGUCUCACUAUGCCUGGGUCACAUCCAUACUUCAUAAAACAUUGUUUGUUGUCCUUUAUUUGAAGCCCCAUUACUCUAAUUAUUGGAUGUCUGUGUUGAAUGCGUUUGUAAAUGCAGUCAUUUUUUAUACGUUUAUUUUCGGUUCUUUAAAGUCGUUUAGUGUCCAGAAAAUAGGUGUCAAACGCUAUUUGUUAUAUGUUUUGGGCUCUAUAUUAGCUGCACCUAUGAGUCUCAUUGUUGAGACAAUAGCAGUGUUUUUAGGUUUUACCACAAAUAAGUAUAUGUUUUAUAUAGUUAAAAAACAAAUGUAA
This is a messenger RNA of Oppiella nova, 660 nucleotides long. The record is from the annotation of a GenBank genome assembly. Lineage: Eukaryota; Metazoa; Arthropoda; Arachnida; Sarcoptiformes; Oppiidae.